GUAGGCAGAGAGGCGCAGCUACCACUUUGGACGGCUGCUUCCCGCCAGCCAAGACUGCGUCGCGGGGAGCCGAGCCGGAGCCAGCUGGGGAACAUGAAGAGCUUCCUGCUGCUGACCACCCUCCUUGUCCCUGCGCACCUGGCCACGGCCUGGAGCGUCAAGUACGCGGUGGAUUGCCCGGAACGUUGUGACAGUAGCGAGUGCAGGAGCAGCCUGCGCUGCAAGAGGACAGUCCUGGACGACUGUGGCUGCUGCCGGGUGUGUGCCGCGGGGCUGGGAGAGACCUGCUACCGCACCGUCGCGGCCAUGGACGGUGUGAAGUGUGGCCCGGGGCUCAGGUGUCAGUUUUACAGUGAGGAGGAUGAUUUUGGCGACGAGUUUGGUAUAUGCAAAGACUGCCCCUACGGCACCUUCGGGAUGGAAUGCAAGCAGACCUGCAAUUGCCAGUCGGGCAUAUGUGACAGGGUGACCGGCAGAUGCCUGAAAUUUCCCUUCUUCCAGUAUUCAGUAGUCAAGUCUUCCAACAGAAGAUUCCUUCCUCAUUCAGAGCACGACAUGGUGUCUGGAGAUGGCAACGCUGUGAGAGAAGAAAUUGUGAAAGAGAAUGUGGCUCGGUCUCCUGUAAUGAAAUGGUUAAAUCCACGCUGAUCCAGAGAGCAGUUCCCGAGAGAUGGCUCUACUUUAAUGAUUGUUCAACACACAGCCAACAUGUUAGGAACUGUCUAGAUUAUAGCAUAUGGACAUGCAAUUUUUGGAGACCAAGUGUGAAUCAGGGUGUACCCAGAAAAAAAAAAAAGUAGGCUACUUGCAAUCCCUAAAAUGCAUAUGACUGAACACCCUUUAGAUAUUUGUUUGUGAAAUAUUUGAAUGCCUAUAGAUUUGUUAAAUGUGUGUGUAGAGUAACACUGAAGAACUGAAAAUGCAAUUUAGGUCAUCUUACAAGGAGACUGUCAGCCAAAGCUAGUCCAAACUGCAGACCACAAUGGGACCAUGGGUUCUUUGACUUGCUCUACAUUCAUGAUGAGACAUGAUGGAGGAAGAAUUAGGAAUAAAGAAAGGUAGGAGUGGGGGUGGGGAGGGUGUGCAAAUUUAGAUCUUCCUUGUGGUAGUAGCUUCAAUUCAAUUUAAUUGUGCUUUUUAAAAAAAGAAACUUUUGGAAAAGUCAAAACAAAACAACCAGAAAACCCCUGGAGGAAGUAGGACUUGAAGCCUGUGGGAACUGGAGAAUGGCCUUGCUGUGAGGUUGAUUUCCAAGGGCUGCUAACGUAGUUCCCAGGUCACCUGUAUCUGAAGGAUGGUCGGGGGCAGAGGGCAAAUGUAGGCUGCCACACGUGGUUUUACAGAAUGCCACCUAUGAGUGAGACCUAGGAGGCACCCUUAAUUCAAUAGGCUGUUGUCUUAGCGGGCGGGGGUGUGUGUGAGGGUGAAUAUUUAUGUUUUUAUAAACUUUAUAGUACAAGUCAUCUUGCACACUUUUAUGUAUCACCCUCUGGGGGAAAUGGACCUAUUAUUGUUCAACAUGAUUACAGUAAAGGCGUAACUCAAUGAACUUUUCAGACAUCUGAAGCAUGGUAAAGUUAUUAUUAAUAAUUAUAGUAAUAUUAACAGUAACAAACAGAAGAGAACCUUAUAAGAUGUCAAAAAAAUGAGCAACGGGGGAAUUUCUUUAAAAGCAAGUGCUGUGAAUUAGAUGAAUUUUAAAUUUAAAAUAUAAAAUAACCUUUUAGGAGGUUUGGAAAAAAAGUCAAUUUUCAGCAGGAAUCAUGUCAGCUUUAAAAUAUAGUUUAUUUUCAUAUUUUUUUUCAAACUUGAUUGAUAAGUAGAAUUAGGAGUACGCCUGGGAGAAGCUUAGCACAAAUGGGACGGUUGUACUAGAUGUUGUGAGGAAAUAUUUGCAGAAGUAUUAUAUUUGGAGUAAAGAACUUAUUUAAGAAUUAUUUCACUAUUUACCUAUAUUUUAUUCUUGACGUUUGCCAACAGAGGUGUGAAUGUGUGCGUGGAAGGUCUUUGAAUGUAAGCUGAAUAAGCUGUUAGGUUUUGUUUUAAAAGGACCAGUUCAUUACUGUUCAA
Molecule: messenger RNA, 2070 nt
Organism: Lepus europaeus (European hare)
Lineage: Eukaryota; Metazoa; Chordata; Mammalia; Lagomorpha; Leporidae
Gene: ESM1
Product: endothelial cell specific molecule 1
Exons: 3
Coding region: 94-648 (184 amino acids)
Cellular component (GO): extracellular region
Source: RefSeq, a predicted model, not a curated record